Molecule: messenger RNA, 1413 nt
Organism: Micromonas commoda
Lineage: Eukaryota; Viridiplantae; Chlorophyta; Mamiellophyceae; Mamiellales; Mamiellaceae
Exons: 2
Coding region: 1-1413 (470 amino acids)
Biological process (GO): axoneme assembly; cilium assembly; cilium movement involved in cell motility
Cellular component (GO): radial spoke; axoneme
Source: RefSeq, a predicted model, not a curated record
AUGGCGUCCGAGGACCCAAAGCUGCAGGAGGCCAUCGCCUUCCUGCAGAAGACCAACCUCAACGGGGAGUCCGUUUACGAGCAGCUCGCCAAAGUUGUCGGUAAGGUCCUCGACGAGAAGCCCGAGGAUGCGGUCGAUCUGCUGGAAACGUCCGUGAUCGCGAAGAAGACCGCGUUCAAACCCGCGGACCCCCCGCUUAUGGCGGCAGAUCCAAAAAACGUCGCCACCGCGGUGGCCCUCAAGGAGCUGUACUGCGCGCCCAAGCGCGAGAUUGACCCCGAGACCGGCGAACCCAUCGAGCCCGCCGAAGACCUCCUCAACGAGUUCGAGUCCGAGGAUAUCGUUGGAGAUGCGACGAUGUACCAGGCCGUCGGCCUCGGCCUCUCGCUCUCCGAGAUGUACGGCGUCAUGCUCGCGGUGAAGAGGCUGGGCGAGGACCCCAAGAGAAACUGCGGCAGUGUCCGAUUCUUCGGCAAGGUGCUCGGCACGAACGGCGAUUACUACGUCUUCGAGACGUCCAUCAAGGAGCACGAGCCCGAGGACCCCCCGCCGGAGACACCCGCGGGUGAGAUCCCGCCCGAACCCGCCGGCGAGGGAUCCAACGAGUACACCUACUUCGUGUGCUCCUACCUGGGCGGCGCGUUUGUCCGCCUUCCAGAUGUCACCCCCAAAGCCGUCGUCGCCGCGCGCAAGAUCAAGAAGUACUUCACCGGCGACCUCGAAGCCCCCGUCUGGUCAUAUCCGUCGUUCCCGGGCAACGAGGCGAUGUACCUGCGGGCGCAGAUCGGCCGAAUCGCCUCCGCCACGGUGGUGUGCCCCGCCGGGUACCUCGUGGCGCAUCAGGAGGGCGAGGACGGGCCCAAGACGCUCGUGAUACCGGGCAGCGAGGGUUACGAGGAGGUCGAGCCGAAGUACGAGGAGAAGGAGGACCUCCAGGAGAUGAGGGAGCCCGCGAACUGGAGCCACCGGUACAGGUACCUGAAGAAGCAGGGCAGGGUCGAGACGUACGAGCCGCCCGAGGACGCGGAUCCCGAAGCCGCGCCCGUCGAUCCGCCCGAGCCGGAUGUGGACCCCGAGCUGCUGAGCACCCUGGACGGCGACACCGAGAGCGAGUGCGUGGAUUGGGGUAGCUGCGUGAUGGAGGAGAUCGACGGCUCGGCGCAGAAGCAGCCCGCGUGGACCUCGUGCACCAGCUCCAACGUCGUGGGAGUGAAGAACCAGACGGUGGCGAUCAAGAGCAUGGUGUGGCCCGGCGCGUUUGCGGUGUACCAGCCGGGACCCAAGUUUUCAAACUGCUACGUCGGGUACGGGAUCAAGAACGCGCCUUACGUCCCCGCACCGCCGCCGGCGGUGAUGACGGAGGCUGAGGAGAUCCCCAAGGAGUCCGACGCUCUGCCCCCAAAGGCGGAAUGA